This is a messenger RNA of Cladocopium goreaui, 793 nucleotides long. NCBI's taxonomy places the organism in Eukaryota, Dinophyceae, Suessiales, Symbiodiniaceae. The record is from the annotation of a GenBank genome assembly.
GUGUACACUGUGUACACUGUGUACACUCUAGACAUGCUUUCCACUUCGACCGAUCCGUUUGACGUCGCUCGAGAUGAAGUAGAGGCUCUCAUUCGAAAGGUGCGGAGCAUGCACAAAGAGUGGCAAAAACUGCUACAGUCAGAAAACACAGCUGAGAGUCGGAAGUUUCAAGAUCUACAAAAAGAGCUAGCGGCAGAGCUCUCGAUUUUGUCUGGCGACCUUGCAGAGGUGGACGCGAGCAUCAAGGCAGUGGAAGACAACAGGGAGCGCUUUCACCUGAGUGAUGCCCAACUGGCAGCUCGAAAGGAGUUCUUAGGUGUGAGCCAAGCGGCACAUCGUGAAAUUCAAUCGAGUCUGUCCAGCCCAGCUGCAAAAAGCAAGAUGGACGAGGACCAAAAACAAGUUCUUUUUCGGCGGCAAAAGCAAGCUGAAGAGACCCAGCAGAGGCAAUUGGCCCAAGAAAGCAAAGCCUUCUUGGAAGAACAGAGAUUGCUGCAGAGACAGCUCAUAGCGCAACAGGAGGAUGAACUCCUGCUCUUGGAACAAGGUGCACAAAGGCUUGGCCAGGUUGCACAUACUAUCAAUGGUGAGCUAGAAAGUCAGCAAAAAUUGCUUGAUGAGCUCAACCAGGAUAUAGAGAAAGAGGCCGUGCAAACGUUUUUGAUCUUGAAAGACAAUCUGCUUGACAGUCUGUGCCCAUGUUGUCCCAAAUGCCCUGGCCAUUGCCGGACAGAUGGAGCGAAUGGACGUGGUGACAAAAGGUAUGGGCACCCUUCUAAAGACGAGCAAUAAG